Erigeron canadensis is the source of this 828-nucleotide messenger RNA. RefSeq lists its product as uncharacterized. Bases 1 to 828 code for a protein of 275 amino acids. The record is from RefSeq and is a predicted model, not a curated record. The transcript has a single exon. Lineage: Eukaryota; Viridiplantae; Streptophyta; Magnoliopsida; Asterales; Asteraceae.
AUGUGGUUUGAUAAAUGGAGUGUGGAAGGUCCUUUAUAUGAGUUUAUCAGUAGAAGAGACCUUUAUGAUGCAAGAUUAGAGGAUACCUUAACUGUUGAUAAAAUGAUUUUGAAUGGAGAAUGGAGCUGGCCUGAUGGGUGGUUGGAUAUUUUUCCCAGACUUGCUAAUAUAGAAGUGCCAAAUAUUCAUUUUGGAAAGGAAGAUAAAGUGAGGUGGCUGACAAAAACUUACCAGAAGGUAGAUUUUUCUACUAGUCAAGCAUGGAGUGAUUUGAGAGAUGAAUGGCCAAGUGUAGAAUGGAGUAAAGUGAUAUGGUUCAAGCAAUUUAACCCAAGAAAUGCAUUUAUUUUGUGGCUGGCAGUUCAUGAUAGAUUACUCACUCAGGAUAAAAUGGCCAUUUGGAAGGAAAAUGCAGACUUCAAAUGUGUGUUCUGUAGUGUUACUGCAGAUAAUCAUGAGCACUUAUUUUUUCAAUGUGCUUAUGUUAAAAGUGUGUGGAGGGAGCUGCAAAGAUAUAUGUUUCAGAUGCAAGGAGGAGACAGGAUGCAGAGUGUUAUCAGUAAUUUGGCAAGAUUUAAAGAUUCUAAGAAUAUUGGAGUUAUUGUGAAUAAACUCAUGGUGGCUGCUGCUGUCUAUUUCAUAUGGCAGGAAAGGAAUGCUAGAGUGUUCAAGAAUCAAAUAAGGAAUAAGGAAGUUUUAUGUCAGAAUAUCAUGGACAGUGUAAGAUGCAAGAUGAUGACUAUCAAGGUUAGGAACACUAGGAAUGUCCAAAGGAUUGCAGAAUUGUGGAACUUGAAUUGGAAGGAAUGUAGAUUGCAGGCUAAGUAG